GACCUGAAAGAAAAAGCGCGAGACAGAAGGAGAAAACAAUGUGCGGCGGCGCCAUCCUAGCGGAGCUGAUCCCGCCGUCGGCGGGCCGUGCCUCGAAGCAGGUGGCCGCGGGCCGGGCCUCGCCAAAGAAGGCCGGCAAGAGCAAGGGGCAUAGGUACGGCAGCGUCGCCGAUGUCGACGACUUCGAGGCCGCCUUCGAGAACUUCGACGACGACCUCGACCUGCAGGCGGAGGAGGACGGCGACGAACAUGUCGUUUUUGCAUCCAAGCCUGCGUUCUCUCCGGGCCUGGCCUACGAUGAUGGCCGCGCGGCGCAGGCGGCGAGCAAGAAGAAGAGCGUCCGCCCCCUCCACGGCAUCCGGCAGCGGCCGUGGGGUAAGUGGGCGGCGGAGAUCCGCGACCCGCACAAGGGCACCCGCGUCUGGCUCGGCACCUUCGACACGGCCGACGAUGCCGCCCGGGCCUACGACGUCGCCGCCCGACGCCUCCGCGGCAGCAAGGCCAAGGUCAACUUCCCCGACGCGGCCAGGGCCGGGGCGCGCCCGCGCCGCGCCAGCCGCAGAACUGCGCAGAAACCGCAGCGCCCGCCUGCGCGGACGACGGCGUACUCUGCCACCGCAGCACCACGCGCACGGCCGGAGCAGGACGCUAUGAUGGUCAAGCCCGAGCGGAUGGAGUUUUCCGACGUGGACGCGUUCGUCGACCUCACCGCCGCCGUCGCCGUGCUACCGCCUGUCACGGCGAGCUCCUUCGCCGACAAGAUGCCGAGGGUCGACGAGGACUCGUCGGAGGGGAGCGGCGGCGGCUCCAUGUUGGGGUUCGCCGACGACCUUGGGUUCGAUCCCUUCAUGAUGCUCCAGUACGAAUCCAUGGACAGCCUCUUCGCCGGAGACGCCGUCAUCCAGGAUGCCCGCGGUGUGGACGGCGGCAUGGACGGCGUCAGCCUCUGGAGCUUCGAGGAGUUCCCCAUGGACAGCGCCAUUUUCUGACGUUUUCCGUGCGAUGCGCUCGAUCGGUUGUAAGAAUCUGCAUCUGGCAUCUAAGUAGUUCCUUGUUCAGAACCUUGCUGAGACCAGAUUAUGUUUCUUGGCCAGGAACGAAGGAAAGGGUGCUGCCGAUGCAUGGCUACCGCAUGAUUGCUUCCUUGAUGAACGCAGAUUCGAAAUGUAUUCCACUGUUUGAGGCUGCUCGUCGGACUGUAUGUGCAUAUGUACUGCUGGCCGCCUGUACUCUUUCAUGAUUUGUGCUAGUCUUUGGUGCUGUUGGUCAAUAGUCCUACCAAUUGAUCAUGUCGGUAGUGCCGUCUAUGACUGUGCUUGAGAUUGUUAAAUGCCGAAUAAGCUUGUGAGCCUGGUUA
Molecule: messenger RNA, 1357 nt
Organism: Triticum aestivum (bread wheat)
Lineage: Eukaryota; Viridiplantae; Streptophyta; Magnoliopsida; Poales; Poaceae
Product: ethylene-responsive transcription factor 1
Exons: 2
Coding region: 39-989 (316 amino acids)
Biological process (GO): regulation of DNA-templated transcription; ethylene-activated signaling pathway
Molecular function (GO): DNA binding; DNA-binding transcription factor activity
Source: RefSeq, a predicted model, not a curated record